ACYUUGUAUUCAUUGUAUCAUGGUUAUAGUAUGUCAUUGUUUUGACUAGUGCAAUAWAKUCAUAACCUAAUAAAUUUAAGCUUAAUAAACAAAACUAAACAGAACGCUAGAAAGAUCCCAAUUAAAUUAUUACAGAUCUAUUUGGAACAUGUCCAAAAGGCUACUUGCUGCUCUUGAAUAUCCGAAUGCCGAUAAUGUAAACUUCUCUGAUGAAAAAACAGUGCAUGACAUUGUGUUGUGGUUAGAGACUAAUAAAAUUAAGAGUGCCAGCCAACAUGUAUAUAAUGGUCUUCAAAAUAAAAACUCCGCUGAUUGGAAAAAAUAUUUCGAGCAGUACAAAGAUUCCAUAGGAUGUCCGGUUCUAGAAUCCCAACUGGAAGAACUGCAAUGGUUGUUAGGAAAAGCUGUCCAAAUAGACACAUCGAAAAAUAAAAAUGUGUACCUAAAGCAUGCAGUGGAAAAUAUCAAAACCUGUAAUGUCCCAAGUGUGGUGGCUGAAAACCCGUUGGAUAAACUUGACUUUAGGAGUGAAGAAUUUUUAAACAGAAUCAACCAAUUGGCUAAAAUUUUGAACAUCACCGCGUAUCCUGAUCCUUUGGUGACUUUGCGUGCUGUACGAAAAGUUAUUUGUUCAAGACUAACACCAGAGUGUGUCGAAAAUCCUAGUAGCGUAAUUGUGGAAGGUACACCAUUUCCUUUUCAAGAAACUGAUUUGGGCUUUGAUCUAAAAGACCCAGUGUUGAACCAAGCCGCAAAAGUUUUAAGAAUGCUUUAUAUCCAUGACCUCAGAGAUCUGCAGACCAAAUCCAAUGAAUUGAUCGUAGCUGUUCAAAAUGUUACUGCUAAUCCAAAAACGGACGCUAAAUUGGGACAAGUCGGACGAUAAGAAGAUGGAGAUAUUCGUUUGUUUCUCAAAAUUGGAACUUUAAUACAACCUUUGUCUACUGUCAACUGUAUUUCACAUUAUAUCUGUUCUUGAUUGAUAUUUACAUAUAUAUUGACAGAAAGUCGUAAUAAUUUAAUAAAUAAUGAGUAUUUAUACAGCUCCUGAAGAUCGAAA
This is a messenger RNA of Dendroctonus ponderosae (mountain pine beetle), 1060 nucleotides long. RefSeq names its product RNA transcription, translation and transport factor protein. Lineage: Eukaryota; Metazoa; Arthropoda; Insecta; Coleoptera; Curculionidae. Gene Ontology annotation, cellular component: tRNA-splicing ligase complex. Bases 149 to 886 code for a protein of 245 amino acids. Gene Ontology annotation, biological process: tRNA splicing, via endonucleolytic cleavage and ligation. The transcript has 5 exons. Gene Ontology annotation, molecular function: RNA binding. The record is from RefSeq and is a predicted model, not a curated record.